This is a messenger RNA of Ostreococcus tauri, 609 nucleotides long. RefSeq names its product unnamed product. The coding region runs from base 1 to 609 and encodes 202 amino acids. Lineage: Eukaryota; Viridiplantae; Chlorophyta; Mamiellophyceae; Mamiellales; Bathycoccaceae. The transcript has a single exon. The record is from RefSeq and is a predicted model, not a curated record.
AUGGCGACCGCGACGGUGAGCGCUCGCGUGGCGCGUUCGACGCGCGUUGGCCGCUUCCAUGGCCGUGAUGCCGUUCGCGUUGCUCACUCGAGAGCAUCCGCGAGCGACGACGACGCACACUCGUCCGCCCAUCGUUCAUUUCUUGGCGACUGGCUUCGAGACCCCCAGCGUAAUCAACACGUCGUCGCGUAUCUCGUCGCACACGGCGUCGGUGUCACCGCCGUAGAUCGCUCUCGAGAGCGAUACGCACAGACGUGGUGCUCGUCGGAUUCGGGUGUGGACGGCGAGUUCACCGUGCGUACGACAAGCGCGAGCGGCACCGAUAGAACGCUGACGUACGUCUUGAGCGAGGACGGUUUCGUGGAGUCGUACAAAACGAGUCAGAUUUUCGGGAAGGAACCAGGUCAGGUUCGGCGCUUCGCUGCAUUCGACGCGAAGACGGGUACACACGAGGUGAGGACCGAGAGCUCUCUCGGUCGCGAGACGACGACUCGAACCGUUUCAGAAGACGGAACAGAGAUGACGUGCGUACGCCGAUUCAUUUCGAACGACCCGAAUCACGACAUCGAUAUCACUGCCACGGAACGUUUCGUUCGUCCGAGCGCUUGA